Zootermopsis nevadensis is the source of this 1769-nucleotide messenger RNA. Lineage: Eukaryota; Metazoa; Arthropoda; Insecta; Blattodea; Termopsidae. The record is from RefSeq and is a predicted model, not a curated record.
UUACAGGUUUGAUUAAGUUUGGUUUAAGAGAUGAAGUGCCAAUCCAUCAUUUUAUCAUCAUUUUUAUUUGCUUCUUGAAAAUGAGAGAUUGGCUGUUGCUGCCUGCAAAUUAAUACAUCUGUUAACAACUCCUAAUGAUGUCUCAAGGUGGAGAGUGAAAAAGAUAUUGAAGUUUGAACAGAAGCUAGGGAAGAAGAAUCACACUUCUUGUCUUCUGUGCUUAUUCAAGUCGUACAAACCAGAAUGUGUACCUGAGAGAGUUCCAGCUGUUAAUCUACAAAUUGCAUUUAAGGCUGUUGGGAAAAUGAAUCAGUUUUUUCAACAAGCGAAGUCAAGAUUGGAUGCAGGGAGUGGCGAAGAGGGACAUGCUAAAAUGGUAGCAUGGAAUAUUGACCUGGGAAUGAAGAGGACAAGGACAAAAACAAAAGUGGAUGCUAUCCCGCCUCUUGACUAUGUUCAUUUUGGAACUCAACUAUAUAGAGAGAAGAAAAAGUAUUCCAUUUUGGAAUUUAAAACCCUGAAAUCAUUGAGUUUACAUCAGUUAAGCCUGGAUGUCCCAUGCAACUGAAUGAGCUUUCUACAGAAUAUUGCAGACAUUCAUGUCCUUGCCUUUGCAGACAGAAGUUUACAAAGUAGACUCUCCUUUAAUCUAUACUACACACUGUACAGAGCAUUCAUUGAACUGGAUCAAGAUUUUUCAUACAAUGAGAAGGAGAAACUCUUGAAGCAAAUUGUGAUGUUAGAAGAAUAUAUGCAGCAGGGUAUUCCAGUAGUUUCUCGAUUUUUGGCUGAGUAUCUGACCAGGUGGGAUGGUGAGGAUUUUCAAGAGAUGAUAUUCCAUUUGCUGCAGUGGGUCACUUUCAGCUCAUAUUUAGAGCUUCAUGACUUGAUCCUUGAUAACGUCCGUAAUUUAUUUAUGAGUUCCAGCAUUGAAGUGAAAUGUUCAAUUGUUGCCAUGCUUAAUAAAUUUGUUCAGAAUCUGGUUUCAGUCUUCUUGUUCCGGAAACAUAGGGAAAUCUCUGGCUUGUUCUUGGAAAUCGGAGAUGAAUGGAAUGAAAUUGAGACAGUGGAGAAUAUAAUAAAGUUUAUAAUUGACCUGUGUGUAUGUGGACUGAUUGUGGAACAAGGAGAUUACAUGCUUCUACAUGAAGCUUUAAGGUUCUUCGAAAUGGUCACACACUUAGAAGAGGAAAAUAAACUUCCUGUAUGGACCAUGAUGCCCCCAGCUGUUGUGUACAACUGUCUGUUCUCAAGAAAUGUUUGCUUUCUGGCAAGAGUAUGUGAUUUGCUACUGAAGUAUGAUAUGAUCCAAUAUCCAAGACUUAGGGCACUGGGUCUUAGAACAAAGUUCAUGAAGGAAGUCAGUCUGCAGCAAUCAUACAUAGCAGAUUUCUUGAGCUGCCUGUGGAACCAGAAUUGUUUUGAUGAAAAGGAAAAAGGCUACAUAUUCAGAGGCAUGACCGAAUCUCAUAUCCAGUCAUUUUUCUUCUACACUGUACCAAAUGAAGCAUUAGCCUUGAAAAACCACUUUGCCUUCCUUCCAUAUAUAUAUCUAAUGCAAAAGGAUUGUCACGCUCUUCAGGGUGCAGCAUUUGAUCAAGAUGAUAUGAUGAUAAUCUGCAACAGUUAUUUCCCAGAGAUUUAUAAUUUUAUCAGCCAUGAAUCUGAUUGAAGAAUGUGUCUUGGCUGUUAGAUGGACACAGUCUAUUCGUAUAUUAAUUUUACAUGAUAGGAAUGUUACAAAUAAAUUACACAAGAUGGAUAUUCAA